ACAAACGCCAGCAGCCCGUGCAAUAAUAUCCUGGCACACACAGGCGCUCACGAGUUUCUCGGUGCCAGCUUGCAGGACAGCGACUCCCGAAACCAAGCCUGCCCUUGGCGAGCUUUCUCUGGUCUCCAGACAGCUCCUCUGCGGCCUCCCGCACCAUCACCUGGAUCCGACCCUUUCGCCACCUAGGAACCUGGAAGCUCUAAAAGGUGCUGGCUCAAGAAGCACCAGAGGUUGUCUUUAAGAAGAGUAAUUUCCAAUGCCUAAGAAUAGCAAAGUAGUAAAGAGAGAUUUGGAUGAUGAUGUCAUUGAAUCUGUCAAAGACCUCCUGUCCAAUGAAGACUCAGUGGAAGAUGUUUCUAAGAAGAGCGAACUAAUUGUUGAUGUUCAAGAAGAGAAAGAUACAGAUGCUGAAGAUGGAUCUGAAGUUGAUGAUGAAAGGCCAGCUUGGAACAGUAAGCUGCAAUACAUCUUGGCGCAAGUUGGAUUUUCUGUAGGUCUGGGGAAUGUGUGGCGGUUCCCAUAUCUCUGCCAAAAGAAUGGCGGUGGUGCAUAUCUUUUGCCAUAUUUAAUACUACUUCUGGUGAUAGGAAUUCCACUCUUCUUCUUGGAACUUUCUGUGGGUCAAAGAAUUCGGAGAGGCAGCAUCGGGGUUUGGAAUUACAUAAGCCCUAAACUGGGUGGGAUUGGAUUCGCAAGCUGUGUAGUGUGCUAUUUUGUGGCUCUCUACUACAAUGUCAUCAUUGGCUGGACAUUGUUUUACUUUUCUCAGUCUUUUCAACAACCUCUCCCUUGGGAUCAAUGCCCCCUGGUGAAAAAUGCAUCUCAUACUUAUAUUGAGCCAGAAUGUGAAAAAAGUUCUGCCACCACUUAUUACUGGUACCGUGAAGCACUGGAUAUCACCAGUUCCAUCUCUGAAAGUGGGGGCUUAAACUGGAAGAUGACUAUCUGCCUGCUGGCUGCCUGGGUCAUGGUUUGUCUGGCCAUGAUCAAAGGCAUUCAGUCCUCUGGAAAAAUCAUGUAUUUUAGUUCUCUGUUCCCCUACGUGGUACUUAUAUGCUUCCUAAUAAGGUCUCUCCUUUUAAAUGGUUCAAUUGAUGGCAUCCGACACAUGUUCACCCCUAAGCUUGAAAUGAUGCUGGAGCCCAAGGUUUGGAGAGAGGCAGCGACUCAAGUCUUCUUUGCCUUGGGUUUGGGAUUUGGUGGAGUCAUCGCGUUUUCCAGUUACAACAAGAGAGACAACAACUGCCACUUCGAUGCUGUCCUCGUGUCUUUUAUCAACUUUUUCACUUCAGUCCUGGCAACACUGGUGGUGUUCGCAGUUCUGGGGUUCAAAGCCAAUAUCGUAAAUGAAAAGUGCAUUUCACAAAACUCCGAGAUGAUCUUGAAACUUUUGAAAACGGGAAACGUUAGUUGGGAUGUCAUUCCCCGUCACAUCAACCUUUCAGCUGUCACUGCAGAAGAUUAUCAUGUAGUUUACGACAUCAUUCAAAAAGUGAAGGAGGAGGAGUUUGCUGUUCUUCAUCUCAAAGCCUGUCAAAUUGAGGAUGAGCUAAAUAAAGCUGUGCAGGGCACUGGCUUGGCUUUCAUUGCCUUUACGGAGGCCAUGACACAUUUUCCCGCGUCUCCCUUCUGGUCAGUGAUGUUUUUCCUCAUGCUGAUAAAUCUCGGGCUCGGCAGCAUGUUUGGAACCAUUGAAGGAAUAAUCACUCCUGUUGUGGACACAUUCAAAGUGAGGAAGGAAAUACUCACUGUUAUCUGUUGCCUCCUAGCAUUUUGUAUCGGCUUGAUGUUUGUGCAGCGCUCUGGAAAUUACUUCGUUACAAUGUUUGAUGAUUAUUCUGCCACAUUGCCUCUGUUAAUCGUGGUCAUCUUGGAGAAUAUUGCUGUAAGCUUCGUUUACGGCAUAGAUAAGUUUCUAGAAGACCUAACAGACAUGUUAGGAUUUGCUCCAAGCAAAUAUUACUACUACAUGUGGAAAUACAUUUCUCCUCUAAUGCUAGUAACAUUGUUAAUAGCUAGCAUUGUGAAUAUGGGAUUAAGUCCUCCGGGAUAUAAUGCAUGGAUCAAGGAGAAGGCAUCCGAAGAAUUUCUGAGCUACCCGAUGUGGGGGAUGGUGGUCUGUUUCUCUCUGAUGGUGCUGGCCAUACUUCCUGUCCCAGUCGUUUUCGUCAUUCGUCGCUGCAACCUCAUAGAUGAUAGUUCUGGUAACUUGGCCUCUGUGACCUAUAAGAGAGGAAGAGUCCUGAAAGAACCCGUGAACUUAGACGGCGAUGAUGCAAGCCUCAUUCACGGAAAGAUACCAAGUGAAAUGUCGUCUCCAAAUUUUGGUAAAAAUAUUUAUCGAAAACAGAGUGGUUCUCCGACCCUGGACACUGCUCCCAAUGGACGCUAUGGGAUUGGGUAUUUGAUGGCAGAUAUGCCAGAUAUGCCAGAGUCUGACUUGUAGCUGAGUGAAAGCAAAGGGUUGAGCUUGGUUCAUUUUUAUCAAUGAGCAUUGGUUCUACUAUGAGAAGCAGUGAGCUUCACUUGUCACAAGGUGAUCUCAGGUGUCCAUAGCCGCCAUCUUUAAUCUCAACAGUUUAAGACAGUUCCAGAAGAGCAAUCCUCAGUUUACAUUUACAAAGUAACAAUUGCAGACAAAGCUUACAUUGACUGGGGUCCUAUUUUGCCAGGAUUUUUUUUAAAAAGCACUUUGACAUACUUUCAAGUAUUUCUAUCUCUUAAAAAAAAGGUGUUACCUCAGUUUCUAAUAAUUUCCGGAUUUAAUAUUAUUGGCGAUUUGAAAAAAAAAAUCCCUGGUAUAUCUUACAAUUCAUAAUUUUGCCUUCGGGGUAAGUUCCAGUAUUACCGUGAACAGUUGUGUGUGAGCGGGUGCUUCUCAGCACAUUGCCAUGAGUACGUUCUGUAGAUAGCCUGUACUUAUCUUUGGUAGCAUCGAAACCUUAGGCACUUAGUUGGAGAAAACUUCAAAGUAUUUUCUUAUAUGAUAGCCGCCUAGAGCAAUAGUAUUAAAGAGUAAGAAGGCACUGAUGGUGGAUGAGAGGUUAAGUCCAGAUGUGAUCGAGGGUUUCCUGGAGUGGCCGUAUAUUUUGUGUAAAAUAGGUGUGUGCAAAUGAUUGAAGGGACUCUCGAGAAUUAUGCAGACUGCAUUUUUCUUAUGCCGUGUGCCUAAUAAACCUACUUAAUAUUUAUUGUGGUUUUGAGAUCACUUAUAGUAUAUUUAUAUAAUAUACUUGCAAUGUAUAGAGAUGCGCAUCAGGACUCUUAAGUGCUGGUUUGAAAACUUGAAGCAAGAUAGCAUCUGAUUUUAUGUUUCUGUUUUGCUUCAUUUUAUGCAAAUACGAAUUCUUUUUUUAAGUGAUUGUUAAAACUGUAUGGCAUUACAUUUUAACCUACAAAUAAACGAAGUUUAACAAUGG
This is a messenger RNA of Rattus rattus (black rat), 3419 nucleotides long. It is a transcript of the gene Slc6a15, whose product is annotated as solute carrier family 6 member 15. The transcript has 12 exons. Gene Ontology annotation, cellular component: plasma membrane. Bases 257 to 2446 code for a protein of 729 amino acids. The record is from RefSeq and is a predicted model, not a curated record. Lineage: Eukaryota; Metazoa; Chordata; Mammalia; Rodentia; Muridae. Gene Ontology annotation, biological process: L-leucine transport; sodium ion transmembrane transport. Gene Ontology annotation, molecular function: proline:sodium symporter activity.